Molecule: messenger RNA, 819 nt
Organism: Botrytis sinoallii
Lineage: Eukaryota; Fungi; Ascomycota; Leotiomycetes; Helotiales; Sclerotiniaceae
Exons: 1
Coding region: 1-819 (272 amino acids)
Source: RefSeq, a predicted model, not a curated record
AUGCCUCCAAAUAGCGAAUUAAAAGGGCACGUUCAGCCAGACACACGCCCAAAGCCUAAAACUAAGCCUCCUGCUUCCCCAAAAAUGCCAAAGCAUACACAAGAGAUAUUCGAAAGUGAAGACGGUCAAAAGUUUCUUGAAACACAAGCAAAGAAGGAACAGAAGAAGAUGAUGGCAGCCAAGAGAGAAGCAGAGCGAGAAGCGCAAUUCACACAACAAGGUGGUGGAAGUGGUUCCGAAAUGCCAGCAGAUUUCUUCAAUCCAAACAACCAGAGGAAAGCUAAGAAGUCAGUCGCGGAAUCCGCAAAGGCCAGAAAGUCCAGAAAGAUUCAAAUAGUAUACGUGGAUGGCGAAGAAACAGAGUUUUCUUGCUCGGAUAGUGAUAGCGACGUCCCAGGUGGAAAUACGACAGCCAAAUCCGUGCCAGUUGGUUCUAAAAAGGCAAAUGUUACGACAGCUAAGGGUAAGAAGUCCAAAGUUAUCAAGCCCAAUGUUGCCAAAACCAAGGUCACCAAAUCCAGAGCUCCAAAACAAUCUGGAAAAGGAGUCGAGGAUGUCGAAUCGAAUCUUGAGCCUGAACCUGCAGCCUCAGGUGAGGGAAAAAAGGGAGCAAAGAAACCCCGUGCGAAGCCAAAAGUUAAGACGGAAAGUGAAAUUGUUAACGCAAAAGCCUCGAGAGAUUUCGUUGCUGCAGCCAAGACUAUGGCCGAAUCACUUGCAAAAAUGAGUGAAGAAGGACGAGCCAAAGCUGUGUUGGGAAAGCAGUUUUACACAGUUCUGGGAACAGCUAGCGGAUCAGAUGGUGCCAAAAAGCUUUAG